This is a messenger RNA of Vanrija pseudolonga, 1227 nucleotides long. It is a transcript of the gene ACTZ, whose product is annotated as Actin-2. NCBI's taxonomy places the organism in Eukaryota, Fungi, Basidiomycota, Tremellomycetes, Trichosporonales, Trichosporonaceae. The record is from RefSeq and is a predicted model, not a curated record. The transcript has 6 exons. Bases 94 to 1227 code for a protein of 377 amino acids.
GCUGCAUCGCCGCCGCCGCCACCGCCGCGACAAGCACCCUCAAGCGACACUCGGAACACUGUCCACGCAGAGGAUACUCGCGCAUCCUCCGCCAUGACCACCGAGUUUGACGACGUCCUCACGAACCAGCCGGUCGUCAUUGACAAUGGCUCGGGAACGAUCAAGGCCGGCUUCGCAGGCCAGGAGCAGCCGUCGUGCUACAUCCCGUCGUUUGUCGGCCGACCAAAACAUAACCGUGUAAUGGCUGGUGCGGUCCAGGACGACAUCUUCAUCGGAAAGCGCGCACAGGAGCUCCGCGGCCUCCUCAAGAUCCGCUACCCCAUGGAGCACGGCGUCGUGACCGACUGGGACGACAUGGAGCGGAUCUGGAACUGGGUGUACACCGAGGGCCUCAAGGCCUUGUCCGAGGAGCACCCGGUGUUGUUGACCGAGGCGCCGCUGAACCCACGGCAAAACCGCGACGUUGCGGCCCAGAUCUUCUUCGAGACGUUCAACGUCCCCGCCUUCUUCACUAGCGUGCAGGCUGUGCUCAGUCUGUACUCUACCGGAAGAACAACGGGUAUCGUACUCGACUCGGGCGAUGGCGUGACACACGCCGUGCCCGUGUUCGAGGGCUUCUCUAUGCCGCACGCGAUCCAGCGGAUAGACCUGGCCGGACGUGAUGUGACGGACCACCUGCAGCUGCUCCUCCGCAAGGCAGGGCACUACCUGCACACAUCGGCCGAGAAGGAGGUCGUGCGCACGAUCAAGGAGAAGACAUGCUACCUGUCUGCCAACCCCACCAAGGAGGAGAAGGACCACGCCGGCGCGUGGGAGGAGUUCCGCCUCCCGGACGGCAAGGUCAUCCAGCUCGGCACGGAGCGGUUCCUCGCCCCCGAGAUCCUGUUCAACCCGGAGCUCGUGGGGCAGGAGUACCCCGGCGUGCACCAGGUCAUUGUCGACUCGAUCAACCGGACAGACAUGGACCUGCGCAAGGCGCUCUUCAGCAACAUUGUGCUAUCGGGCGGCUCGACGCUGUGCACUGGCUUCGGCGACAGGCUGCUCAGCGAGGUGAAGAAGAUUGCGCUCAAGGACGUCAAGCUCAAGAUCUACGCGCCACCAGAACGAAAGUACUCGACGUGGAUUGGCGGCUCUAUCCUCGCGGGCCUGAGCACAUUCAAGAAGAUGUGGGUCUCGGCGGACGAGUACAAGGAGGACCCGGACAUCAUCCACAAGAAGGCCUUCUAG